Messenger RNA from Lates calcarifer (barramundi perch), 3562 nucleotides. RefSeq names its product LYL1 basic helix-loop-helix family member (gene lyl1). The coding region runs from base 1409 to 2803 and encodes 464 amino acids. The record is from RefSeq and is a predicted model, not a curated record. Gene Ontology annotation, biological process: regulation of transcription by RNA polymerase II. Gene Ontology annotation, molecular function: protein dimerization activity; RNA polymerase II cis-regulatory region sequence-specific DNA binding; DNA-binding transcription factor activity, RNA polymerase II-specific. The transcript is spliced from 5 exons. NCBI's taxonomy places the organism in Eukaryota, Metazoa, Chordata, Actinopteri, Centropomidae.
UUCCCUCUCUCUCCCUCUCUUGCUCCCUCUCCCCCUUCUCUCUCCCUCUCUCUCUCUUUCUCUCUCUUUCUCUCUCUCUCUCCCUCUCCCUCUCUCUCUCUCUCUUUCUCUCCCUCCUCACAUUUGCCAGUACCAGAGCUCUCCGACUGGCAACCAACGAGAGCAUUGUGUCCUCUUGGUGAAGAGAUAGACAGGACAGUGAAAGAGAGAGAGAGAGAGAAAGUGACAGAGGUGAGAGUGACAUAUGGACAGAGGGGUUGAAAGAGACCCGCACCAUCCAUCUCCACAGUUUCAGAGCGUCUUCGUUCAAAGGAGCAACUUCACAGCAAAAAACAAACAUGUAGUCGUCUGAGUUAUUUUGAGUGGUGUCAGACAGUUUGGCUCCAAUUCUGAUAUCAGAGAUUGACAGACAGACAGUGACAGGCUGGAGUGGAGUGUGAGCGACCUGAAGGAGGAGGAGGAGGAGAAGAAGGGGGAGGAGGACGUUAAACACUGAGGAGAUACAACAUGUGCGUUCACAGAUCACUUGAACUCUGAAGGAUUCUGCAUGACAAACAGAGGAGCUGCACUAGACAUCAUAAUGUAUCUGCUCUUUGAUAUCAAUCCAAUCUUCACUGAACUGGGACGUUUUGAAUGCUCAAAAGGAUUUUGACUCACAUCCUCAAAAUACACACAGACAGACAUAUAGACAGACAGACUCAUUAAGAGCAGCCACUGGAGACCCAUUCACAAACAUAGAAUCUGCUGCUCAGGAUGUACUGUAAGAAAAAUACAGACAUCCAGUUCACAUCAGACCGCAAAAACCACCUCGGCUCCACGCUGCACCCAGAGACAAUACCACAGGAGUAGCCCUUCAUUCAACACAGAAAUGAACACAUUUUGUUGUUUUGGCACGUUCUCUGAUGUUCUAGUGAGGGAAUGAAUACAGGAUCACAUUAACUCACACUCUAGAUACAGUCAGACAACAGCCGGGAGAGGUGGGAAUGACAGGUAAUAAGGCUGGAUCAGAGGGUAGCUGUACCUCCAUCCGAGGCACAUAUAAUUUGGGCUGAGGGAUUGAAAUUCACAUGGUGACCUUGGCGACAAUAAGAGCACCUGAUGGACCUCAGAUUGGGAGGAAAAUCUCAUUUUUAGUGAGGUAGAGCAGAAAAAUAUUUUAAAAUCUACAGGAAAGUGGAACAAAGGAAAAGGAAAUAAAGGGUUAUCAUUUAUGGAAAAGACACGUUGCCUUGGCUAGGAGAGGUUUAAAGGGCUCUUCAGGACCAGCUGCAGGUGGUACACAUGAACAUGUUAACUAUUCUCAUACACAUAUAAAGAGGGACACGAAGCAACGACACACACUGGCAGCACACACUCUGGGCAGCUGAGAGGAACAAGAGCUCGGGAUUCCCCCAGAGACUUUACCACCAUGAUGGAAAAGCUGAACCCCACUGGCCCACCUGCCUCACCCCCCGACCUACCUCGUCCCUCCUCCUCCUCCUCCUCCUCCUCUUCUGGCUUCUCCCCAACCUGCACGUCCACAGAGCAGCGCAGUCCCCCCGAGAACCAGACUUCAGCAUCCUUGGAUGCUGUCAGCAGCCCACAUCCUGCUAACAAGACAGGGCACAAGGGACACACAGACGUCCCCGCCGCUGACUCAGUUCAGACCUCAAUCACCACAACGACAGCAUUAACCAAUCACAACGCAGAUAAAGCUGCUGCACCUGAGCCCAUCGUCAUGGAGACUGAGCAAGAGCCGGAGGAGAAGCAAGGAGGACCAGCGACCACCACCACCUCCACAGCCUCUGCUGCUUCUGCCAACAGGUCCCCAACUCUUUCCUCCCCACCUCCACUCCUCCCGGCACCAGCCAAGACCUCCCCGUGUCCUGUGCCACCUCCAACCUCCACAUCAUCUUUCCCAGCGUCCUCGUCAUCCUCUCCUCUUCCGCCCCACAUUCCUGUCAUCAGUCUCGGUCACAGCAAGCCCCCUCUGCCGCUCCCCAGCACCCCUUUGACUGCCCUCCAUCCAAUUCCCAGCCUCUUGCACGGGCCUCACGGGGACAUUCGCCGCAGCCAGCAGAGCUGUUUGCCCGUGGCAAGCCCUGGAGGGCCCAGAACAUCUGGAGGUCCCGGAGGCCCUUCAGCUCCCUCCCCAGGACCCCUCUUGCCUCAGCAGUACCUGCCUGCACACCCCUUCUUCACCAGUUCUUACCUGGGUCCCUCAGGAGGAAACUACAGCGUCAUCAACAACAGCCGAAUCAAGAGAAGACCCUCCUCACACUUUGAAAUGGAGAUCAAUGAAUGCCCUCCUCAGAAACUUGCUCGCCGUGUCUUCACCAACAGCCGUGAGCGCUGGCGACAGCAGAACGUGAACGGGGCUUUCUCUGAGCUCAGAAAACUCAUUCCCACGCACCCGCCUGACAAGAAGCUCAGCAAGAAUGAAAUCCUUCGCCUGGCUGUGAAGUACAUCAACUUCUUGGUCACUCUGCUCAAUGACCAGGCCCAGGACAAGAGCAGGGACUCAGCAGAGGAUGAGGCUGAGGAUGAGGGUACCACUGCAGGGUCGGACAGUAACAAACUGAACCCUCUAUUUCAGUCCCACGCUGCCCCGCCAUCUUCAGCCGCCAUGGCGACAGCCCACAGAGACAGAGACUCAACUGACUCAGUCAUUGCCCUGGCUAAUUCCCCAGCAACAUCCAGUUGCUAUGGUGACACGGACAGUGAGGAAAGCUUUGGGACUAAGACAUCUUUGGUGACUCAAGGCAUUCUGGGAAAGGUCAAGAGUCAGAUAAGGGUGGUGGCAGCCACAAAUGAUGAGCGGUGACACAGAAGAGAAGCAAACAAAGAGCUGCGCAGCUACUGGGAGUUUAAAUGUCACACUGACGGACAAGAUGGGAUACACAAUCGGCUAAAAAGUGUUUGAGGAGCAAGUGUGGUUCUCUCUUCAGUCACACACUGCUUGAAGAUCAACUUGCAAGUAGUGUGAAUAAGUAGGAGAUGGAUUCUUGGUGAUGAUGUUUAGUCGUUUAAACAGUCUUAAUGUCUUUUUGAGUGAUGUGCAAACAUUGGGUGUGAAGCUCUGUGUCUUUAAGUAAAACACUGAAAUAUGCUAUGGGGCUGGCUGAGAGGCACAGAACUCAUGUUUUUUUUUUUUUUUGUUUGUUUUUUACCAAAAUAAGGCCACAGUGUUCCUUUGUUAAACAUUACACCUCAAUUUCAAACAAUUUAAAUGAAUUAUGCAAAACAGGGUCAUGGUAAUGUAAUUGUAAUUGUCUCAGGCUAGUGUGUGUAAAAAAAAAAGUAAAAUCUCGGGUUAAAAAGGGGGAUAAAAAUCCUUUUUUUUUGUUCUAAUCUAAAUUCAGCCUCAGAAGUUUACAUGUAAAUAAUCAGCAUUUCUCCAGUACAGUUACAGUAACUGUGUCUGUAGAGAAAUACAUGACGUGCAUUCAUGAAUCGAAGUUGCAGUUUUCAAUGUUCCUCCUGUUCUUAUUGUCAGAGAAGUAGGUCUGACUGGUCCCACCCUGACAUUGUGACACACUUGUACCAGACAGAAAUAAAGUGUGUUUUAGUUUGCUGUUCCUUA